UUGACCACCAUAAAUAAAACGCACGCCUUGGGAAGGAUGCCGACUGACUCCAACUCAUCCACCUAACUUUAUCAAUGUUUCAGUCUGGCUUGUCAUCGCGGUAAGGAAUGACCACGAAGCAGAGUGAGCUUGGGGUGACCUAACCUAACCUGUUCAAUUGGUCAAAAUCCAGUUUUUUCUAGAAAUUCAGGGAACUAUUAAUAUGGAAAUUUGUGUUAAAUAAAAUGUGAAGGAAGGAACGACGAAGAAGUUGAGUUUUUGUUCCGAGAAAAGAACAUCCGUGUGCCGUCAUCAUCGGGGAGAAGUUAGUUACAAAUCUUGUAUUUUGGAUCUUGGACUGAUCCAGUUUGGUUGGACCAUAAUUCUGCGAAUUCUUGGCCAAAUUUUCCCAAAUGCAGUGGGCUGGGUUGGUGGAUACAGAGUGAGGUUAAGAAAACGGGUUCCAGUGCGAGUGGGGUACGUACAUAGGUGGUUAUCGUAUAUAGAGGAGUGAUCACUUGUGCUUGGGUGACAUUCCUCUUGAAAACUCAUACAUUGUGCAUAGCCGAUACUUUUUAACGGGAGGAAAUGGAUCUUCAGCGUGUAAAGAUGAAAGGAUCCGUCAACGCGAGCCGAGCCGCGGAACCCCCUUCGCUACUAAAAGGUCUGCUAAAUUUCGACCGUCACGAACAGCACGAGUGGUUUUUAGAGAACUGGACGAUAGCAUUUUACUUUGUCGUGGCGUACGUCGUUUUUAUCUAUAUCGGACAAGAAUUUAUGAAAAACCGGAAACCAAUGGACCUUAAGAAACCAAUAAUUUUGUGGAAUACACUCCUCGCCAUUUUCUCCAUUGCGGCAUGCAUCCAAAUCCUUCCCGAGUUUUAUCAGAUUCUUCAGGGCGAGAAUGGAUUUCAUAAAUCGGUUUGUGCAUCCUGUCAGGAAGUCAGUGACCAAGGAUUGUACUGGGGGUGGUUAUUUACCCUGUCGAAAAUUGUCGAAUUGGGCGACACCGUAUUUCUCAUUCUUCGCAAGAGAAAGCUUAUCUUCCUCCAUUGGUACCACCACAUCACGGUCUUGUUAUACUGCUGGUAUGUAUAUCCUGCCCAAAUAAGUACGGCUCGGUGGUUCAUCUGCGUCAAUUUUUCCAUCCAUGCAAUGAUGUACACGUACUAUUUAAUUCGCUCCUUGUCCAUCAGAAUACCAAAGAAGAUUGCGAUGACCAUUACGUCCUUGCAGCUGAGCCAAAUGGUCAUCGGCGUCGUCGUCAAUGUUUACGCGUACGUCAUGAAACUUGGCGGUGUGGAUUGCGACGUGUCAUUUUAUCACCUGAAUUUUGGGCUGAUUAUGUAUGCUUCUUACUUUUUCCUCUUUGCACACUUUUUCCACACUGCAUACCUUCAAAAGGAGGGGGCCGACAGACUGAGAUUGAAGAGGAGUAAUAAUAAUACCACAAAUAGUAGUAAAACUAGUAAUGAAAUUAGCACUAAUAAUAAUAAUAGUACGACGAUGAUUGUAAAUUUGAAACAGUGUUCAGAUGUUAAUGCCAACUUUUUUAGUGAAACGCAUCCAACCAAAAGGACGGUGAAAGUAGUUUACUAAAAAAUCGGUAUGCUUUUUUUGAAGAGCUUUUCAGUAAAAUUUUAAAUUUGUUACUUCUUAUUGAUUAGCGUGCAAAUCUACAUACUUACAAUUACAAUUAUGCAAUGUGAGGCAUUUAGAGUAAAAAAAGAGAGAUAAAUUGUUGCAGUGAAUGAUAAAUAAUGCAGCAUGCCACGCCGUAUUGUAUACUAAUUUGUUUGUUAGCAAUUGUUUGCUAGGAUUUUUUGGAGACUGUGUACAUACAUUUGUUUUGUGUAAAAUACAAUAUAAACUAGAAAAACAAUGAAAAAGUUCAAAAACUGAGUAAUAAUAACACGUGUUAUAAAAUGUAAUAAAAUACAGAUUAACUUGUAA
Folsomia candida is the source of this 1932-nucleotide messenger RNA. RefSeq names its product elongation of very long chain fatty acids protein 6. Gene Ontology annotation, biological process: very long-chain fatty acid biosynthetic process; fatty acid elongation, monounsaturated fatty acid; fatty acid elongation, polyunsaturated fatty acid. Gene Ontology annotation, cellular component: endoplasmic reticulum membrane. Lineage: Eukaryota; Metazoa; Arthropoda; Collembola; Entomobryomorpha; Isotomidae. The transcript has 7 exons. The record is from RefSeq and is a predicted model, not a curated record. Bases 568 to 1578 code for a protein of 336 amino acids. Gene Ontology annotation, molecular function: fatty acid elongase activity.